This is a messenger RNA of Rotaria sp. Silwood2, 1776 nucleotides long. Lineage: Eukaryota; Metazoa; Rotifera; Eurotatoria; Philodinida; Philodinidae. The record is from the annotation of a GenBank genome assembly.
AUGGCAAUGACAAUGAAUAAGAUGACAUUAGAAUUGUUAUCUAAUGAAUUAUUGUUUGAUUUAUUCGAAUUAUUUGAUGCAUUUAAUCUUCUUCGUGCUUUUUCUGGUCUAAAUACUCGGUUUAAUUCUCUAUUAUUUAUUCAUUUUCGACGUUAUCGUGUCGAUUUACGUUCGAUAUCCAAAGAAGAUUUUGAUAUUUUCUAUAGAACCUAUCUUCCAUCGAUAACAGAUCGUACAAUUUAUUUGCGGCUCUCCGACGAUGAAGAUACACCAUAUCAAUGUGCUCAUUUUCAAUCUGGUGAGCUCACAUUAGGUAAAUUCAAUAAUCUUCGUUCAUUAACAUUCGACAGCGUUAGUUCGGAUCUGAAGAUUAAUCAAAAUUUUUUUUCCGAUUUACAUCGCCUUCAUCAUUUAACACAUCUGAAAUUUAUUGAUUGUCGAUUGUUUCAUGUCAAGGGAGAUGAUUUUCAAGAAAUAAUGAAUCAAAUUUGGAAUCUACCGAACUUGACCCAUUUUUAUGGAGAUUUUACAUUUGAAGCUUCAAGUUAUUUUGCUAUUCCUAAUAUUAUAUCAACAUCAUUGCAAUACUUAACUAUUCACGGGAAUGAUUGGUGUUCAUAUAAAUUUCCUCGUUUAUUAGAAAAUGUUCCUCGAUUACGAAAAUUUUCUACAUCAUUAAGUACUUAUGAAGAAGAUGAUCUUCCUCUUGUUCGUGAAUUUAUACCAUCACCUAAGAAUUUAUCGAUUGCAAAACUUGAUCUAUCAUCAAUAAAUUCACAACGUCUAAUGAUAAAUCUAUUUCAAUUAUUACCUAAUGUCAUUCAUCUAAAAGUUGAAAUCCAAAACCUCACAUUGGACGGGCAUCGAUGGGAACAAAUUAUUGUGAAUUAUUUACCUCAACUCAAAAUUUUGCAAUUUAUGAUGGAUUUUGAUCUUGGUCAAUCGGUUGAUGACCAAAUAGAUUUAAAAAAAGUUGAUCAAUAUCUUUCUACAUAUCGUACUCCAUUUUGGAUUCAACAUAAAUGGUUUAUUCGAUGUCAUUGGACAAAAUUAACGAACAAUCUUGAUAUUCAAGUUUAUUCAUUACCAUAUCAAUUUGAUUGUUUUCCUGUGUUCUAUAGAAAUUUGCAUUAUAAUACACAAUCGACCUGCCCAUCUGAUAUGCAUUUUUCUUAUGAUUCUGCUCGGAAUAUAAGCUAUAAAUCAUGGUUAUUCAACGACAUAGAAUUCUCACAUAAUCAAAUCAAUAAUAUCAAAAUUUUAUCUCUUAUUCUUCCAACUGAUCAUUGUUUUUUUUCCAUAUUUCCCAAACUUGAAAAUUUAUAUGCACUUAAUGUCGAUAUUUUCACAGAAAAUUAUCAAUUGCAAUUACAAAGAUUGCUUGAUAGUGCACCUCGUCUCUUCUCACUAUCAUUUGAGUCAUGGGCUACUUCGACAAUGCCACCAUAUCAAUGUACUAGUUCAUCAAUACAUCGACUUGAUUUACGAGGUUCCGAUGGAUCGCGUCGUCGCUAUCGCUAUGAUAUUAAACAAUGUGAAGAAUUAAGUCAAACACCAUUGGGUAUUCAAUGUCGAGUACUACACAUUGAAGUCGAACAGCCCGUGUGUAUUUUGCACUUAAUUUAUCCUAUGAUUAAUCUUCGAACAUUGGAUGUCUCCUAUGACUAUGAUUAUCGUAGCAAUAAAUAUGACAUGGUCAAAGUCUUACAACAUUAUUUGCCAUCAAUAUGGACUGUUACCGAAAUUUGUCAUGGAAAGUUUAUUAUUCGAUCAUAA